Molecule: messenger RNA, 3521 nt
Organism: Mizuhopecten yessoensis (Yesso scallop)
Lineage: Eukaryota; Metazoa; Mollusca; Bivalvia; Pectinida; Pectinidae
Product: synaptotagmin-B-like
Exons: 6
Coding region: 461-1744 (427 amino acids)
Biological process (GO): cellular response to calcium ion; regulation of dopamine secretion; regulation of calcium ion-dependent exocytosis
Molecular function (GO): syntaxin binding; calcium ion binding; clathrin binding
Source: RefSeq, a predicted model, not a curated record
UCUCUCAUAGCCUGAUCAGCACUCCAGCUGAGAGAACAAGCUCGACCCACACAUACCGCGGGCAAUUUUAGACCAAUUAGCCGACGUUACAGUACUGUAUAUGGUUAAAUGUCAUAGUUGAGUUUAUCAAUGUAUCUACACUUGUUUUGUAAGUCCUUCAACAAUACUCCACUGAAUCCGUUACAUGGGUAGAAUUUAUCUGGAUAUAUUUAUAUCAGGAGGUGGAACAAGUUUUAAAAGUUUGCUGCUUCCUUAUUCGACAAGUUUUGCAUAAAUGGCGAGUGGAUCAAAGGGUAACUAUUGUCAAGAGAAACGUCGCAUAUUAUGUCGCCAACAGGAGCCCUUCCAAAAUGAAUACUUGCUGCGAAUAUCAAGUGUGAGCUGCUGAACUCAAAUGUAACGUCGUUCUACUAAGAUUCUUUUGCAGAUUCCAUGGGAGCAACACCCGAGUGUGAACAAGAUGAUCUUCGCCACUAUAGCGGACGGCCAGAUACAUGAUUCAGAAAUACUACGGCUAGAUGUCUGGGAUAAACUCGCCAUUCUAGCCGCCGUUGGACUCUUCUUUGUCUUCGUCAUACUGUGCAUGGUCUGUGUGUUGUCUCCGUUCUGCUUUCUAUACAGGAUAUGUCCCUUUCAGUACGACAGACAACCACAAGUAUCUCCCUACCCAAUGCCUGGUUACGGGGCAACCGAAUAUGACGUCACCAAGGAAAAGUCAGUGAAGGGGAAGAGACAGGGCCGUCUGGUAUCCAUCAAGGAGGACUACUCAUCGGAAUGGUCAGAUUCCAGCGGCCCUACAAUCAUCGAGCUGAAAAAGACGAGUCUCCGCGGUCCCCCGUCCUUCCCAGACGACUCGUCGUUUACAGAUGAGGCCCACGCCAUACUGAAGUCAGCAGAUAUAGAGUUCUCUCUAAAAUACAAUAAACUCGAAGGGAAACUGUCGUUGAAAAUUUUACAGAUUAAGAACUUAUCUUUGCAAGAUGUCAAUUCUGUAAUAUCCCCGUAUGUGCGGGCCAGGUUUUACAGAGCACCUAAACAACUGUUCAGUUUCGGCAAAGAAUAUGUGAUAAAUAACCUAGAUAAAGAGGUUCAAACUAAAAUGCAAAAGGCCAGUGAAAAUCCUGUUUUUAACGAGAGCUUCCAGCUGGAUGUGGACCAGAGAGAUUUGUCUCUGUAUACUCUGCGGCUACACCUCUGUGACUUCGACAGGUUCACCAGACACAUCCUCCUCGGAGAGGUUACCGUCAUCAUCCGGAAAUUAGAAUUACCAGACGCAACGGAAGUGACGUACACAGAGAAGAUGGAACAACCUGCAGAGGAGGACCUCGGAGAGAUAUGCCUUGGUAUGAACUACCUUCCUACAGCCGAAAAGUUGUACCUGACAGUGGUCCGCGUCCAUGGUCUCAAAGCUAUGAACAGAACAACCAACACAACAGAUGCCUAUGUGAAAGUUGUACUGAUGCAUGAAGGAAGACAACUGAAAAAAGUGAAAACUGUGAUAAAGAUAUCGGACUUAAACCCAGAUUUCGACGAAACAUUCGCAUUUGACGUACCAAGUCAGGAGCUAAACAACGUUUACUUUUGUGCCGCUGUGAUACAUGCAAAUAAAGAUCAGAGGCAACACAGACUCAUAGGCCGAAUGUAUUUGGGUCCGAGUUUCGGUACAGAUGCACAUUCGCACUGGGUUGAAAUGACACAGAAUCAACGGAAACAGGUCACGUGCUGGCACAAACUGCAUUGUUGAUGUCUCUAUAUACUAGACCUUCUUUUCCUGGAAAAAAAGUCACAAAGCCCUUAGACAAGAACAAAUCACCAUGGAAUAGAGCGUCAUCAAAUGAAGACAUAUCGACAGUAAUUUAUAAAUGAAGAACAAUGGAUUACCUUGCCUAUGAUAAAAUUAAUUUAUAUUUUCAAUACCUGGAAGCUGUCUUGUGCAGCAAGUGGACAUUUGUCGUAAAAAUCAGAUCUGCUGUCGUUUAAGUCAUACAAAACACAUCACACCAUCAAUGUAUAAUGGUCCGCUAUUUAUAACCGUGGUAACCUUAAGGAAAUUCGUUAACUCAAGGUUUUAAUCUGGAACAAAGUACUGAAGCGAAGAAAAUUAGUUCAAUCAAGAGUUCCCUAAAUUUCGAUAAUAAGCAAAAGGCCUCAAAGUAUAAUCAAUUCUGAUUAAGAGUCUUAUAGAUAUUGAGCUUGAUAACCUAAUCAAUUUUCUAUUCGACAUAAGGCCUGCUAGUCUUAACAAUUGUAAACCAGACAAUAGGCAUCAUAGUUUGAUCGUUUGCCAAAUAAACAAUAGGCUUGCUUGUCCUAUCAGUUGUCUUUUAGACAAUAGGAUUACUAUCUAACAACUAGUCUGAUCAAUUUACGAACUAUAAGGUUUCGAGUGUAUCUAUAACUUUGCUAAAAAAAUAAUUUAACGUAUUUAUAUAAACAGUCAUUUAAAAGUAAGCUCGUAGCCAAAUAUAUCUCGAAAAUAAGCCGUUUUUGAAAAACACACGUUCUUGAAAAUAUGCCUUUUGUUUCCAUGUAUGAACCACAUUCCGUUAUUUAUUCUUGAACCAUUUGAUUAAAAAAUGGUAAUUAAAAAACCUGUAAAGCAUAAAUUCCAUUCGAAAAAGAAAGAACUUGAAAAAAAACCAAUUGAUGAUCUACUAUAUAAAUGACUUCGAAAAUGAAACAACCCUAAAAAUAAGCCGGCUUCGAAAAUAAGCCUUUGAUUACUUACUGAAAACAAAAAUAAGUCGCGGCCUAUUAUUGUGAUUUUAAGAUAUAUGGUUACAACAUACAUAUUUUGAAAGUAAACAUACUUUUAAAUAUUGUUAUUUUAAACGGACAUGUACGUUUCUAUCAUAAAAGAAAUGUUAUUGACAUAACCUAAUGUAAUAUUUUAGAGUUAUUUAUUUGAAAUAUGUUUUGGUAAAGCAAUAUUUAUUUUGUGUAUAGUUUGCAUUAAAUAAGGACUGCUGUUUUACGGAUAGCAUAGCAAAUUUUAUUUAAUGGAUUUCCUGGAUCAUUUUAUUGGCAACCAUUGUACAGGAGGGAUGAAUUAUCUUUGUGUAGCAGUUCUAGUAUUGUUAGUAUUGAUUAGUUAAUAAUAAGGUGAAAUAAUCAUGUUUGAAUGAGAAUAUUACAAUAUUAGUUUUAAAAAUCAUAGCAUUAGCGGAUUAUCUAUUCAUGAGUACAUAUACAAUGUAUUGUAAUAUAGUAUUAUGUAUACAUAUAGCUUUAGCGGAUGUUUUUUACACAUACUCUUCUGUUAUGUUUAUUUAAAUGUAUAUAUACAGUAUACUUGUUACAUAAAGGAAAGAAGUUAAGUUUAAAUAUGAACAAAUUUUCGACAUUGUAAUUGUUACCUUUAAUUAAGACCGAGCAUUCCAGCACUUUACGAAUGUUCAGUUGAUAUAUAACAUUCAAGUUGAAUAAACUUGAUUGUUUUCUUUUUAGAUUUGCUGUUAUUGAGACUGAAAAGGGUUCUUCAUGAAAUUGUUGAAAACGAAACAAAGCUCGAGGGGUUCGGU